Messenger RNA from Panicum hallii, 639 nucleotides. RefSeq lists its product as uncharacterized. Bases 68 to 349 code for a protein of 93 amino acids. The record is from RefSeq and is a predicted model, not a curated record. The transcript has 4 exons. NCBI's taxonomy places the organism in Eukaryota, Viridiplantae, Streptophyta, Magnoliopsida, Poales, Poaceae.
CUCCUCCUGUCUUAACCCUCCGCAGAAGAAGCGAGACACCCAGACCUGAACGAGUCGAAUCGUCGCGAUGGCAUCUCGUCUCGUUGCGGCGGCGGCGGCCUCCUCCUCCUCCUCCUCUCCCCUCGCCCGCCUCGUCUCCCGCCGCCGCCUCGCCGGUGCCGCAGACGGCCAUGGGUCUGCGAAGGUGCCGAUGUGGAAAGACCCGUUGAGCCCGAGCAAGUGGAAGGAAGAGCACUUUGUGCUCGCCAGCUUGGCCAUGUGGGGUGGUCUUAUUUAUGGUGGUUACAAGUUUUUCGCUGGUGGGAAGAAGGAAGAAAAGCCAGAGGCGGCCCCAGCACAGGCGGCAUAGAUGGCUGCAAGAGAGUUGAACCACCUUUCUGCGGCCAUGCAACUAUGUUAAAUAAAAAAGAAAUGUUAUUUUUUGCUUUUCAAAGUUGUUGACGAUGAAUUGUGGCAACCAGAGAUUUUGAUUUAUGUAGGCAAAGAUUUGGAGAAGCUACACUUACUCUCGGUCACCAUGAAUAAUGUUGCAGCAGUGUAACUUCAUGUUAGCAUGGUAGCGGACACUGCAUAUGUACUUGUUUGUCGUGAUUGAUUAUUGAUGUUUUAAGUUGUGUUGCCACCUACAUUUUUAUCUUA